AUGGCUUCUCGAGCUGAAAGUCACUGGAGCGAGGGCAAGGAGGAGCUGUGGGAGGGAACAGAAAGGGCUUUCCUCCGCUCGCCCGAGGGUGGCUUUGGCACCUUCUGCUGCGGUGGGUUUGCAGACCCGCCCGUUCCCCCCCGCACCCCCGGCACUGACCGGCAGCACGGGGCCUGUCCGGGCUGUUGGCAGGAGCAGCCGCCGCUCUCGGGGUGUUCUUGUGGCCGAGCGCUCGUCCUUGGCCAGCAGCUGUUUCCUCGCGGCGAGACGGAGACGUCACUGCUCAUGAGCCCUCCAGUCCCCGCCUGCCGCGGCAGCGGGGCCAGGGACACAUCCCACACCCGCAGCCACGCCAGACCUCAGCCGGGUGCCCGCAAAAGCACCCUGCCCCUGCCCAGGGAUGUGCCGCUUACCGCCAGACAGUCAGUGCCCGUGGGGCAGCAGUAUCCUCAUGCCUGCUGCUUUCCUCUCCCACAGAUGCCAUGCUGGGGCUGCCUACGCUCUGUUCCAAAGAUGCUUUCCCGCAGAAAACAAGUGCCAGGCAGCUCAGAGGGCUCCAGCCUCCGCCGCUGCCUCUCCACCGUGGACCUCAUCGCCCUGGGAGUGGGCAGCACGCUGGGGGCCGGGGUCUAUGUCCUGGCAGGGGAGGUGGCCAAGACCAGCUCUGGCCCGAGCAUCGUCCUUUCUUUCCUGAUUGCAGCUGUGGUGUCUGCCCUGGCAGGACUGUGCUACGCCGAAUUCGGGGCCCGUGUGCCCCUGGCUGGGUCUGCCUAUCUCUACAGCUACGUGACCGUGGGCGAGCUGGGGGCCUUCGUCGCUGGGUGGAAUCUGCUGCUGUCCUACGUCAUCGGUACUGCCAGUGUUGCCCGGGCCUGGAGCGCUACCUUCGACCAGCUCCUCGGCAAGAAGAUGGGGAGGUUUUUGGGUGCUCACGCGGCCAUGAGUUCUGUGGGGCUGGCAGAGCACCCAGACGCCUUUGCUGCUGGCCUGGUGGUCCUGCUGGCAGGGCUUCUUUCCUUUGGAGUGAAGGAGUCCACCAUGGUCAACAAAGCCUUCACAGCUCUCAACGUACUUGUCCUGCUCUUUGUCACAGUGAGUGGCUUCAUCAAAGGUGACCUGAGCAACUGGAAGCUCGGGGAGGACGACCUGCCACGGGCAGUUUCUCAUGAGGAUGGGAACCAGUCCAUGGCCAACAACACGACCAGUGCCUUUGGGGUGGGAGGCUUCAUGCCCUAUGGUUUCACUGGGACCUUGGCUGGAGCCUCCACCUGUUUCUAUGCCUUUGUUGGAUUUGACUGCAUUGCUACCACGGGGGAAGAAGUGAGGAACCCGCAGAGAUCCAUCCCCAUGGGCAUCAUCCUCUCCCUCCUCAUCUGCUUCCUGGCAUACUUUGGGGUGUCUGCUGCCCUCACCUUGAUGAUGCCCUACUACCUCCUGGACCCCAUGAGCCCACUGCCAGUGGCUUUUGAAUAUGUUGGCUGGAGCAGUGCAAAGUACACCGUGGCUGCAGGGUCACUGUGUGCCCUGACAACCAGCCUCCUGGGCUCCAUGUUCCCCAUGCCACGGAUCCUGUAUGCAAUGGCUUGAGACGGGCUCCUCUUCAAACCCCUGGCCAAAGUUAGUCGCCGUCAGUGCCCAGUGGUGGCAACGCUGGUGUCUGGAGCACUGGCAGCUCUCCUGGCCCUUCUCUUCGACCUGAGAGCCCUGGUGGACACGAUGUCCAUCGGCACACUGCUGGCCUACUCCAUGGUGGCUGGCUGCGUGCUGCUGCUCAGGUAUCGGCCUGGACCCAGCACUUGGGACAAUUCUGUGGGGAAGGUCCCAGCUGUGCAGCUCUGGUGGGACCACCUUAUCCAGCCACCCCUGCAUCCCACCCCACGUUCCUCCUCUGCAGUGGCCUGGGCUCUGACAGCUGUAGCUGCCCUGGUGUGUGCCCUGAGCUGGGUGAGCACUGCUGGGCUGCCCUGCCUGCGGGCUGGGGGUGCCUGGUGCAUUGCAGCUCUGGCUCUGCCUCUCUUGGGAAUCCUGGCAGCAGCUCUGCUCAUCUGGAGGCAGCCUCAGAGCCGGGACAGAGCAUCCUUCAUGGUUCCCUGCCUGCCCUUCCUGCCGCUCCUCAGCAUCUCCAUCAACAGCAUCCUGAUGGCCCGGCUCGGCGCGGCCGCCUGGCUGCGGUACCUGCUCUGGAUGGCUGUCGGUUUCCUUAUUUACUUUGGCUACGGGAUCUGGCACAGCACUGAGGGCCAUUGGCCUGAGGGGGCAGCUCCCUGGGAGCCACCGGGAAGCACGGCCAGGGAAGUGGCCCUGGAGCCCUUUACCAAAACCACUGACAUGGAAUUCUUGAGGCUGCUGCUUCUUACAAACUUGUAAUUGUUACAGCCAGUAGCACGUUGGCCUGGUGCACGCACACACACACACACACAUGCACACCCCUGGCUAAACAGCCCUGGGGAGGGGACAGGCCAGUGA
Molecule: messenger RNA, 2466 nt
Organism: Myiozetetes cayanensis
Lineage: Eukaryota; Metazoa; Chordata; Aves; Passeriformes; Tyrannidae
Product: cationic amino acid transporter 2-like
Exons: 15
Biological process (GO): transmembrane transport; amino acid transport
Cellular component (GO): plasma membrane
Molecular function (GO): amino acid transmembrane transporter activity
Source: RefSeq, a predicted model, not a curated record